Molecule: messenger RNA, 1836 nt
Organism: Peniophora sp. CBMAI 1063
Lineage: Eukaryota; Fungi; Basidiomycota; Agaricomycetes; Russulales; Peniophoraceae
Source: the annotation of a GenBank genome assembly
AUGCGCUCUCUGCAAUCCUCGACGCCUCCUUUAUCCCCAUCUCGACCCUCCACAGAGAGGCUAGUGGACCUAUCCUUUGACGACCAGCGGAUCACGUUGAACCGCUCAAACCGCGGGUCGAGUGCCUCCAUCGCAAGCUUGGCGUCCGGAAAGCCCUACCUGGAUUCUGAACUCGCAACACUCGUGGACGCUCCCCUCGCACCACUAGAGUUCUCCGUCGCUCAACUUCGCCGACGAAGGCUUGCUGCUCUGGCUAGUCCUGUCUUGUUGGAGGACAGCCUUUCGGACGGCAGGACCAUGUCCGACAUAGAAUGUGACCAGACGCCGCCCGAGUUCUCACAGAGAUACAGCGGCACGUCCGAUUCGUUCAUGCUGCUUGACGAGGACGAUCCGCGCGUCACUGGCGUCCCGAUCUUCCAAGGGAUCGACGAGAAAUGGAGAGAGAAGUCUAGGAAAGAGGCGGAGCACCUACCUCCAUACAAGCGGGAAAGGGUCGUUCAUGCACUGGAGAUGCAGUUUGUUGUUGAAUCUACAUUGAUCCGUCAUCGCUGCAUCGAGACCCUAGGACAGGCGCUCAUGAGUUACGGCUCUCCUGCUCAUCGCCUGAGAGGCAUUCUCGAUUCCACCGCGCAUGCGCUCGACGUUGACGUCGCUUUCAACAUCAGGUCGGACGAGAUCGAGCUCAUUUUCCGCGGAAAUAACGCUCAGACGACGUAUACGAGCCUCGUCCGUGCCCUGCACAGCUCUCAUCUAUGCCUUAGCCGCCUCGACACCAUACAUUGCGUCUAUCGCCGACUCGUUCGCACUCGAGAGCUUACGCCCCUGGAGGCCACGGAACUUCUUCGUCGCGAGAUGCAUGCUCCGCCAUUGCUCGGCUUUUGGAUGCAACUUUUCCUGUCAUUCUUCCUCUCGUUUCUGCUGUCGAAUCUGGCUUUUGGCGGCGCAUUCGUGGACAUGUUUGCUGCGGGGAUCGGUGCUACGAUUGUCUUCCUCUCCACCUAUCUCGUGCGAGGGAGUGUUACCAAGCUUACGGUGGAAUUCGUCUCAGUUAGCAUCGUAUCCUGCCUCGCGGCUGUCAUCAACAGCCUGACGGAUAACAUGGUGUGCUGGCAUGCUGUUGCGUAUUCCUCGAUCAUUGGUCGCUUGCAGGGUUAUUCUGCCGUGUUGGCUGUAUUGGAGCUUGUUCUGGGACAGGCGGAUUCGGGGGCGGUCAAACUCGUGACGGCGUUGAUGAGCACCCUCGUUCUCAGCUUCGGUCUAGAAGUCGGCACCGACAUCGUCUUCACGAUCUACCCGCAAUCGCCAUUGAAAGCGGACUCUACGUCGCCGUCACACGUGAUAGAGGGCUGUUACCGACCUCCCGGGUCCCCGUGGUUCUACACGCAUUUCCCGUGGUACUUCAUGUUCUUCACGGUCCCGCUCUUCGCUGUUGCUCGCAGCAUCGCCAACAACCAUCCCUGGCGCAAAUGGCGCGACCUCAUCGUUGCCAUUCUCAUCACCAUAUGCGCAUAUACCGUCAACAAGACCGCGAACCGCUUCCUUGUCGGUCAAACGGCCGUUCUGCCCAGUCUUGUCGGCGCGUUCACCGUCGGUUUCACCGGGAAUCUGUAUUCGCGGAUCUUUCAUGCGUCUGCGUUCACGGCGAUGGUCUCGGGUGUUAUGAUGCUCGUUCCUUCUGGUUUGGGAGAUCUGCAUGCGUCUAUGACAUUCGAUGAUAGUCUGCAGGUGACCGGGGAAAUGUUGAAGACUAUCAUUGGUAUUUUGCUUGGGCUUUCUGCUGGUCACUGCGCUGUUCAUUUUGGGAAGAGGGACCGUGCGGCGAUGUUUUCCUUCUGA